UAGCAUAUUGUUGGUUUUGCAGGUAUUUCUUUUCUGAGUUUGUCCGUCGGAUUAAUUAAAAUUGUUACCCUUUCCAGGGUUUGAUAUAAAUGCAGGAUGUGGAAAUCUGGGUACUUGAAACUGAAAAUCAAUAUGAGAUGUAGUUCUUGAAGAUCGAAAUCAGUGCAUUACUGAUAAAAUGGGUUGAUUGGGAAUGAUAGCUACUAGGAAAGCAUGAUUUACUCUGUGGUAAGGCGAUGCCCAAAAUUGGAAGUAAUGUUGGCUAUUAUUAUCUGCGGCGUUAUUUAUCUUGCCAAUUGAACUUGCGGCUGUGGCCUCUGAUUUUGAUAGUAAGAUUCAACAACCUUCAGUCCUAACAAUUGCUUUGAUUGGUAACAAAAAAUGUUGGGAUCAUUGUUUAGCUCUCACAAGAUAAGGACGUCUGAAAGCUUGAAGGGGGUGAUUCUACAAAGUGUUUCAUCUCCCCUAUCAAAAGAUGUCAUUGGAUUUGGUCCUUUCAACUUGAAUACACAGAAGAGAUGGAAGAAACCAGUAGUUAACGCACGAACACGUUUAGAGGAUAGAACAAGGGAUCUUAGGCUUGACAAAUUGAUGAGCCAGCUCAAGAGAUUGAAGAUAGUACUGAAAUUGCAGGAAUUGAUGUUAAAUCGUAGGGGUCCUUAUGUAUCUCUUCAGCUGCUCUCAAUGUGGAAAAAUAUCGUUGGACUGAACAUUGGGCCUGGUGUUUUUAUUCAGAAAUACCCUCAUAUUUUUCAGAUAUUUACACACCCUUUGAAAAGAAAGCUUUGUUGCAAACCAACUCCAAGGAUGCUCAAUCUGAUCAAGGAGGAAGCUAAGGUGAUCAAGGAAUCAGAAUUGAUGGCGGUUCAGCGUUUAAAGAAGCUUCUUAUGAUGACUACAAAUGGAACAUUGCACAUCUAUGCUUUGAGGUUGAUAAGAAGAGAACUGGGGUUGCCUGAGGAUUUCAGAGAUUCUAUUCUCCUCAAGUAUCCAGUUGACUUCAGGCUAGUGGAUCUAGAGAUAGUAGCUUUGGCUUCUAGAAAUGAAAACUUGGCUGUAGCUGAGGUAGAAAAAUGGAGAGAGAAAGAGUACAAGGAAAAGUGGUUGAGUGAGUUUGAAACAAGGUAUGCUUUCCAAAUCAAUUUCCCGACUGGAUUUAAGAUUGAGAGAGGGUUUAGGGAGAAAUUGAAGAAUUGGCAAAGGCUUCCCUACUUGAAGCCUUAUGAGAAGAAGGAUGUUGUUCGAGUCCAGACCUGUGGCGGAAUUGAGCGCUUUGAGAAACGUGCUGUUGGUAUUCUUCAUGAGCUUUUGUGUUUGACAAUAGAAAAGAUGGUUGAGGUAGAACGCUUAUCUCACUUCCGUAGGGAUUUGGGCAUGGAAAUUAAUAUCCGAGAACUCCUUUUAAAACACCCUGGAAUUUUCUAUAUAUCUACCAAAGGGAGCACCCAAACUGUGUUUCUUAGGGAGGCAUAUUGCAAAGGUUGCUUGAUUGAUCCCAACCCUAUAUAUGCAGUUCGGAAAGAAAUGCUUGACCUCCUCUUGCUAGGGUGCCGAAACACCAGAGAGUUACAACCUUCGAAUGAGAUGAAGGAUGGGCAUAACAAUAUGGUCUGUAAUACAGUAGGGGAAGGUCCAAGAGAUGGAGAUUGGGUUAUUCCAAUCUUAGAGAGUUUUGAUGAUGAAAAACAUGGUGGGGAUUCCCAUGAUAUCAGCAAUACAUGUGUGGAGGAUCUCAAAGAGUUACAAUGAUGCUGCAUGCAUUGAGAGAUAAAUUAAAUUAUCUUCACAUUCACAUUGCCAUCUACAUGGAUAAUUGGAUAUUGAGAGGGUUUCCUUGUUGUAUGAUAAUCCAUCGUGGGUGCUGCUCAAAACAAUUUGUGUUCAUGAGGAACCAGUACCAAUUAUGGUAAGUAUGGUAUACUGUCCUCAUUAGUCAUUCUUAAUUCAUAUGGUCAAACCAUCAGUUGUGGCUUGUCCAACCCCGGUUGAUGCUUUCCAUUUAACUGUCUCUUUCUUCUAGAUAUUUUUCUUGAUAGUUUUUGGUAUUAAUUAAUUUGUUGUGUGUGGGACCUGGGAACUGUAUUUGUUGCGGUGC
Messenger RNA from Telopea speciosissima, 2095 nucleotides. Its product is annotated as protein ROOT PRIMORDIUM DEFECTIVE 1. The record is from RefSeq and is a predicted model, not a curated record. Lineage: Eukaryota; Viridiplantae; Streptophyta; Magnoliopsida; Proteales; Proteaceae. Gene Ontology annotation, molecular function: RNA binding. The coding region runs from base 382 to 1749 and encodes 455 amino acids. The transcript has a single exon.